AUGAUUGGUAAAAAUGUAUACCAGCCUUCUGUUCGAAUAGGCAACUGGUUUGAAGACAUGCGGUUAGAAGAGAGUCAAGUAAAAGAUUUUCUGGACAAGAAAAAAAAUGGUGAUCUUCUCAUGCAAAAAAGAGCUGCAGUUAUUGAGAAUAUAUUGAAAAAGGUUGAGCUGACAGUGGUUAAUGAUGGACUGGUUCAUUUUGGAAAUAUAAUUCAGUUGAGAUGUGCUGGAGAUGAAGUUCCCAAGAUCACUGGGAAGAAUCGUCAAACCUCUGUUUUGGCUGCUCAUUGUAGCAUUGAUGUAAUGAGUCAGGAUGCAAAAUUGGCACAUCCUUGCAAAGUGACCAGUUGUCGUGAUUUGAUUCCCAAUGUAAGAAGCUGCUUUGUAAUUACCAGUUGUGAUGGAACACCUAAUGGUCAACCACUUCGAUAUACGCAGCCAUUUUACCUGAAGACAACUGAUAGCAGUGGAGGAAAUCUCUUCCUACAAAGUGAUACAUUUGAUUUCACAAAGUGUGCCUUUCGAACACGUCAUCAGGAAGUAUUACUGGUCCCAAAUCCAUCUUAUCUGGCACAAUGGAGAAUCAUUUACUUUAACCCUUUGCUGAGAAUGGAAUAUGAAAACAUGCCAGUUCCAGCCAACAUUCCAGUACUAAUCAACCAUGUGUAUACAAAUCAAAAUCUUUGUGUUGAAGAUGAAGCUCGUUUGAUCAGGACUGUUUUCAGUAUGGACUAUGAAGUUUCUGUACAUACCUAUUUAAACAGUCACAAAGCAGAGGAAGAACAAAAUCAUUGGGUUAUUGUGACGGCAGCUCCAGGGGCUCCAAUUGUAAUGCGUUCAUCACAAAAAGAAUCAAUUGAAGAGGCUCAAGGAGACAAUAUUGUACAACAGCCAAAUUAA
Molecule: messenger RNA, 900 nt
Organism: Acanthosepion pharaonis
Lineage: Eukaryota; Metazoa; Mollusca; Cephalopoda; Sepiida; Sepiidae
Source: the annotation of a GenBank genome assembly